AUGAGCAACCAGGAAUCUGCCCCAGCACCCUUAGCCGCUGAUCACAGCACUCCUGUACCCAACCAGACUGGAGUCAUAGAUGGGAUGAUCAGCACCAGUCGUGUUAAUGAAGACGGUAGAGCGCAGCGUCGAACCGGUGGUCCUGGGGGCUCAGCUCAGACGAUACCAAGUCGCCGUCGAGCGGUUUCACGUAAGUCGUCACCUAUAGACCGUGCUCGCGAGACACUUGGAGAAGAGACUGUCCGUCAACUACAACAAAUUUACCGAUCGUUGGAUUCUACAUGGGGAGGGUCCGAGCACGACCAGGCUGAAGAUUGGAGCUUGAAGAAGGGUUUCCAUGCUCACAUCGGCGUCCUAGGCAAUAUUUUGUGGAGCCGAAGAUUACGUGGAAGUUACUAUGGGAAAGAUAUAAGAAGAAAGCAGAGGAUGCUGAGCGAAGAGUAA
Phytophthora nicotianae INRA-310 is the source of this 444-nucleotide messenger RNA. RefSeq lists its product as hypothetical. The transcript has 2 exons. NCBI's taxonomy places the organism in Eukaryota, Oomycota, Peronosporomycetes, Peronosporales, Peronosporaceae. The record is from RefSeq and is a predicted model, not a curated record. The coding region runs from base 1 to 444 and encodes 147 amino acids.